AGUUCAAGCGAGCUUUUCAGUCCCUUGAAAAAUUCAUUUUAAACCACCGUUUCGUUCACGAAUCUAACAUCAGUCAGAGGAGACGCAGGGAGAAAGAAAGCCUGCCGAUGAGUCACAUCACAGUUAAGCAGAGAGGGCAAGAGCCUCGACCGCGACGCUGCCAUUCAGAUGCUACACUAUUCACAUGCCCUUUCUGCACAACUGAUGUUUGUAAGCCAAGACAGUACCAUCAAAUAAUGACCCAUAUAGCUGGGCAUAAACUGAGAGCGGUUGAAUAUGGAGAUCAUGUUAUGUACAGCUGUAGUAUUUGCUGUGGCAAAAAGACCAAACAUUUUCACUGCUGCCAGUGUCCCAAGACUUACGUCAAUAAAGGUGACCUAAAACAGCAUCUUUCCAGUGCUCAUCCAAUAGCUACUUGCACUCCAAAACGAGAACCUGUAAGUCACCCAUUACAAGAACCUCCUUCACACUUACAACCAGCACCUCAUCCAACACCAGAACCUCCUUCACAGCUACAACCAGCAUCUCAACCACAAGAACUUGAUUUGCAGCAAAUAGCACCUCCAGCGAUUGAGAGAAAGCUGAUCUUUAUGCAGAGUCCUAGUAGGUUGCACAUUACAGUUAAGCAGAGAGGGCAAGAGCCUCGACCGCGACGCUGCCAUUCAGAUGCUACACUAUUCACAUGCCCUUUCUGCACAACUGAUGUUUGUAAGCCAAGACAGUACCAUCAAAUAAUGACCCAUAUAGCUGGGCAUAAACUGAGAGCGGUUGAAUAUGGUGAUCAUGUUAUGUACAGCUGCAGUAUUUGCUGUGGCAAAAAGACCAAACAUUUUCACUGCUGCCAGUGUCCCAAGACUUACGUCAAUAAAGGUGACCUAAAACAGCAUCUUUCCAGUGCUCAUCCAAUAGCUACUUGCACUCCAAAACCACAGCCUGUAAGUCACCCAUUACAAGAACCUCCUUCACACUUACAACCAGCACCUCAUCCAACACCAGAACCUCCUUCACAGCUACAACCAGUUCCUCAUCCACAAGAACUUGAUUUGCAGCAAGCAACAUCUCAUCCUAGGCACAUCACGGUUAAGCAGAGAGGGCAAGAGCCUCGACCGCGACGCUGCCAUUCAGAUGCAACACUAUUCACAUGCCCUUUCUGCACAACUGAUGUUUGUAAGCCAAGACAGUACCAUCAAAUAAUGACCCAUAUAGCUGGGCAUAAACUGAGAGCGGUUGAAUAUGGAGAUCAUGUUAUGUACAGCUGUAGCAUUGGCUGUGGCAAAAAGACCAAACAUUUUCACUGCUGCCAGUGUCCCAAGACUUACUUCAAUAAAGGUGACCUAAAACAGCAUCUUUCCAGUGUUCAUCCAAUAGCUACUUGCACUCCAAAACCACAGCCUGUAAGUCACCCAUUACAAGAAUCUCCUUCACACCAACAACCAGCACCUCAUCCAUCACCAGAACCUCCUUCACAGCUACAACCAGUUCCUCAUCCACAAGAACUUGAUUUGCAGCAAGCAACAUCUCAUUUACAAGAAUUAGCAUCUUUUCCAGCGAUUGAGAGAAAGCAAAUCUCUGUUCAGUGUCCACACAGGCACAUCACAGUUAAGCAGAGAGGGCAAGAGCCUCGACCGCGACGCUGCCAUGCAGAUGCUACACUAUUCACAUGCCCUUUCUGCACAACUGAUGUUUGUAAGCCAAGACAGUACCAUCAAAUAAUGACCCAUAUAGCUGGGCAUAAACUGAGAGCGGUUGAAUAUGGAGAUCAUGUUAUGUACAGCUGUAACAUUGGCUGUGGUAAAAGGGCCAAACAUUUUCACUGCUACAAGUGUCCCAAGACGUACAUCAAUAAAAGUGAUCUAAAAAGGCAUCUUUGCAGUGCUCAUCCAAUGGCUCCAGAAACACAACCUGUAGGUCGCCCACUACAAGGACCUUCUUUACAGCAACCUGCACCUUGUUCUUUGAAAUUAGCAGCUCACCCAGUGAUGGCAAAACGAAAGCAAAUCUCUGUGCAAUGUCCUCAUUGCGGGCUCAGUCUUAAUUCUAAAAACUUGAAGAAACACAUUGAGCGGAAGCAUCAUGAAGUUUUGCAUCCCGAAACCUCAGUUCUACCAGCACAGUGUGUCGAUAAAAAGAAUGGACUAUAUGUUGUAUCAGAGUCAUUUUCUGAGCCCUGUACCUUCAUCCAUGUGGUAAAGAAAUUUUGGGGUUCAUCCCACAAGGUUAUGUGUGAAAUGGAUAUUUGCAACAGUCGUGUUGAAAUGGCACAAAGGAGUGAACUUUUGGUUGAACAAUGUGUGCAUCUAAACUCAGUAGACUACACCUGUGAUGUUGCACCGAGUGAGGAUUUAUCAGAGCAAGUGUUGACUGAGAUGGUGGAGCGAAAAUGCAUUGGGGACAUAAGGAAGAAACAAUGCCUUAAGCUGCAACAUCAGGCUGAAAGUAAAGGUGCCACGUUUACUAGCCUUGUUACAAUUGGAGGCCCCGACUACAUGUAUUAUGUAUCAAUUUAUGAGCCAAAGGUGUCACAUUACAGUAAAAUGGGCAGAGUCUUGGUGAAUUACAAUGCUAAGAUAAAGACUUGGAAUUGCCCUUGUAGCAAAGGUAGAAAACCAUGCGUGCACAGGAGUAUUGCAAAGUGGUGCCUCUAUCAAAUGAAGAAGCAGCUCUUCAAAAACCUUCCUGAAACAGAGGAAGGAAUUGAGCCAGCUCAACCUGAGGACCUGGCCAGCCAGCAGUACUUCGAAAAAUGGGUGCCCAUGACUGGUUAACUCAGCCCAAAAGAAAAACAGGCCUUGUUGACAUGUUGAGAAAGGAAAUUUCCUGUAAUCUUUUGACAUAUAAGAGGUUAUUUACUAUAAAAGCAUACCGUGAGCUCAAAUCAAAACUUCCUGGGUAAUCCAAAAACUGCUUUUAUUGAAACUUUUAUUGAAACAAUUU
Molecule: messenger RNA, 2934 nt
Organism: Carassius carassius (crucian carp)
Lineage: Eukaryota; Metazoa; Chordata; Actinopteri; Cypriniformes; Cyprinidae
Exons: 9
Coding region: 108-2765 (885 amino acids)
Source: RefSeq, a predicted model, not a curated record